AUGGCGAAGGAGCAUGAGGAACACUUGAGAAUUGUGUUGCAAAUCCUGAAGGAGCGAAAAUUGUAUGCUAAGUUGUCCAAAUGCGAGUUCUGGAAAGAGGAAGUGAAGUUCUUAGGUCACGUGGUGAGCAAGGGAGGAAUAGCGGUGGAUCCUUCAAAAGUGGAGGCGGUGAUGGAAUGGGAAAGACCAACGAUGGUGACGGAAGUCAGAAGUUUCUUGGGCUUAGCCGGGUAUUACCGGAGAUUUAUUGAGGAAUUUUCCCGAAUUGCAUUACCAAUGACCAAGUUAACCCGGAAGGAGGUGCCGUUUGUGUGGACAUCGAAGUGUGAAGAGAGUUUUCAAAACUUGAAACAAAAGUUAACUUCAGCACCUGUUUUAAUCUUACCAAAACCACACGAAUCGUUUGAAGUGUAUUGUGAUGCGUCACUGAAGGGUUUGGAUGGCGUGUUGAUGUAG
Molecule: messenger RNA, 456 nt
Organism: Arachis ipaensis
Lineage: Eukaryota; Viridiplantae; Streptophyta; Magnoliopsida; Fabales; Fabaceae
Source: RefSeq, a predicted model, not a curated record